Cynara cardunculus var. scolymus (artichoke) is the source of this 2201-nucleotide messenger RNA. RefSeq names its product putative receptor-like protein kinase At4g00960. The transcript is spliced from 7 exons. Lineage: Eukaryota; Viridiplantae; Streptophyta; Magnoliopsida; Asterales; Asteraceae. Gene Ontology annotation, molecular function: protein kinase activity; ATP binding. Gene Ontology annotation, biological process: protein phosphorylation. The record is from RefSeq and is a predicted model, not a curated record. Bases 1 to 2016 code for a protein of 671 amino acids.
AUGGGAAUCAAAUCCAUAAUUUCAGCUCUGUUUCUUCUUCAAGCAAUCAUCAUCAAUGGCGCCAUAGCUCAAUCUCCAGAUUUCGGCAUUUAUAAGUGCAGAAACAACACCAAUUUCACCACCCUUACUUACCCAAAAACCCUAGAAGCUGCACUCGCUUCCCUCACUGGAAACGUCGCAAUCCACGGUGGUUUUUAUCAUUCCUCCGCCGGAAACAAUACCGAUACACCGGUUAACGCCGUCGCGUUGUGUCGAGGUGAUAUCGGACCGCAAGACUGCGAGGAUUGUGUGAAGAGUUCGAUCCCGUCGCUCCGGCGGAAUUGCCCUAACCAGAAGCAAGCGGCGGCGUGGUACACGAAUUGUAUGGUGCGUUACUCCGAUCAUAACAUUCUCGGAGUUAUCGAUAAUUGGACAUUUUAUGAGUUAUGGAACACGGCGAUCGUUUCCGAUGUCGAUGAGUUCAAUAAGGCUCUGAAUAAUUUGGCAACUAGGUUACAACCGGAAGCUGCCGGAGGAGAUUCGUUUCGGAAGAUGGCGGUCGGAAAUAUAACUUUUGGGCCGGAUUCGUGGACGAUCUACGGGAUGAUGCAAUGUACUCCUGAUUUAUCCAGAGACCAGUGCAGAGAAUGUUUGAAUGAUACAAUCACCGGAAUCCAUAGCUGUUGCAGCGGCAGCGUCGCAGCAAGGGUGUUUUAUCCGAAUUGCUUCUUUCGGUACUCCAAUGAACAUUUCUACCACGAUCCUCCGCUGAUCUCCGCCCUAUCGCCGCCGUCUAAGUUCACUUCAGGCAAAAAAAGCAACACCGUUUAUGUGGUGGUUCCGGUAAUCUGUGUUUCUUUGGGGCUAAUUGCAAUCGGAAUCUGGUUCUUCCUUACAAAAACACGGCCAAACGACGCCGUAUCAAAGAAAGAGUCCAUCAGCAGCUUUUCUUCUCUACUUGCAGAACAGAAACCGAUUUCGACAAAUGAUUCUUCAGUUGAAAUGGAGAUUGUAACGAUACAGUCUUUGCAAUAUGAUUUGCUGACGAUCGAAGUUGCGACAAACUACUUUUCUCCAAAAAACAAGAUCGGUAGAGGCGGGUUUGGUCUCGUCUAUAAGGGUGUUCUUCCAAAGGGGCAAGAAGUAGCGGUGAAGAGACUAUCGGAAACAUCCGGGCAAGGCGUAGAAGAAUUUGUAAACGAAGCUGUUUUAGUGGCGAAGCUUCAACACCGAAAUCUCGUUAGGCUUUUAGGGUUUUGCCAUGAAGCGAAGGAGAAGAUCCUCAUUUACGAAUAUGUUCCGAAUAAAAGUCUAGACUACUUUUUGUUCGAUCCCGUUAAGCAUGGACAUUUGGAUUGGACGACACGGUGGAAAAUAGUUGGAGGGAUUACGAGAGGAAUGCUUUAUCUACACGAAGAUUCACGGUUACGGAUCAUCCAUCGAGAUCUCAAAGCUAGUAAUAUCUUACUAGAUCAGGACAUGAAUGCAAAAAUCUCGGAUUUUGGAUUGGCUAGGAUUUUUGGAGUAGAUCAAACGCUCGGAAACACGAAGAAAAUUGCCGGAACUCUUGGAUAUAUGGCACCGGAGUAUGCAAUGCAUGGUCAUUUCUCGGUAAAAUCAGACGUGUUCAGCUUCGGUGUCAUAGUUCUUGAGGUUGUUAGUGGUCGGAGAAACUCUAGCUUCUAUCAACGAGAUGAUGUCGGGGACCUCCUACUCUUUGCUUGGAAAAAGUGGAUGAGCGGAAGCCCGUUGGAGCUAUUGGACCCGAGAAUUGCGGAAUCUUAUUCGAGAAACGAAGUGAUCAGGUGCAUCAACAUCGGGUUAUUAUGUGUGCAAGAAGAGGCAGAUGCAAGGCCUUCCAUGGCUUCAAUUCAGAACAUGCUCAAUAACAACUCGAUUACUUUACCAACACCAAGCAAACCUCCGUAUUUUCUUUCCAAAGCGCUCAUGUUAGAUAUCUCUGGGGAUGUCGAUAAGUCAAUUCCCAUGGUUAAUUCCGAAGACGAAUCAUCGAUCACCAAAAUGCAUCCUCGGUAACCAAUGAAAUCGUAGUUAUUUCAUGUACAAAUGUAACGAUGGUCAAACAUAAUACCCAUUUUUUCUUUCGGGUUUUUGAUCCGCGUGUUUGGGUUCGACCCCGGUUGGUAACGUAAAAUGCAACUACAAAGAGGAAUCGAUUAUUUUUACCCGUUUACCGUCCAUCAUGGGAAAGGAAAAUUGUU